AUGGAGCUAGUCGAACCACCGUAUCACCAUAACAAUUGCUAUUAUAUUCCUCAUCAUGCGGUUACCUGCAAAUUCCGCGUGGUGUUCAAUGCUUCGGUGCCGACCAGCACGGGAGCCUCCCUAAACGAUAUUCAACUGGUGGGCCCAUCGCUUCCGGACUCGCUUGGUAGCAUACUUCAUCGCUUCCGACGUUUUCGAGUGGCGAUAACGGCCGACAUCGAGAAAAUAUUCAGGCAAGUGUUGGUUGCGCCGGAGCAUCGAGACUAUCAGAGGAUUAUUUGGCGCGAGUCCCCGGCCGACGAUAUUCGCGUAUAUCGAUUGAAGACCAUUACAUAUGGCAUGGCAUGCAGUCCAUAUAACGCAGUGCGCACGUUGCGGCAAUGCGCUUAUGAUAAUUACGGUUCAGUUCCGGAUAGGCGGCGGGUGGUCCUCGCCCGAGAUGCGAUUCUAACCUCGUUUUACGUAGAUGAUUUCCUCACCAGUUGUGAGAGCGCGUCCGAUGCAGUGGAACUGGCUAAAAACGUAGAUACCAUUUUAUCCGCGGGAAAAUUUACGCUAAGGAAAUGGAACUCCAACGAUGGCCAGGUGAUGAGCUAUUUAUCUAAUGAAGCUUCCCUAUUAGGCUUAAGAUGGGACGCAGUGACGGAUCAGCUAUUUUUCCAAGUCGACCUAACCCAAUCCUCCGAGGCUCCCACGAAGGGACGAGUACUUAGCGAGGUGGCGCGUCUCUUUGAUCCCGCUGGGUUGUUAUCACCUGUCGCUGUAACUGGGAAGGUGUUCAUCCAGAGGAUGUGGGCUGCGGGUUUAUCUUGGGAUUCGCCGUUACCUGACGAUCUUUGCAACGAAUGGCUCAAGUACCGCUCCAAGCUAGAGGGGCUCAAUAAGAUCCGCAUCGACCGUUGGAUGGGCAUGGUUCAGCGUGUUCAGACAACGUUGCACGGCUUUUGCGAUGCCAGCUCACAAGCAUAUGCUGCCGUCAUAUAUACGAAAACUGUUGACGUAGGCGAUGUUGCGCACAUCUCACUUCUUACAGCUCGCACGAAGGUGGCACCUCUGAAGGGCGCUACUAUACCCCGCCUGGAACUGUCGGAAGCACUACUGUUGGCUGAAACUAUUCAAAAUGUGCCGGACUCGCUGGGCUUGAUGGAUGCUCCAUACUAUUUGUGGUCGGACUCGGCGAUCGUUUUGUGCUGGUUGAAGAAGCAUCCAACAACACUUAAGCCGUUCAUAUCCAACCGGGCAUUCGAAAUUUUGGAUGCUCCGCCACAAACUCAAAAAGAAUCUUCAUCGGAUGUAACGCCUGAUUGUGUAUUUCAAGUAGACCUGGCAAUGCAAACCAAUGUAAAUACCGACGUAUCCUGUAUACCACAAAAGAAGCACAAAACAAACAAGGUGGGUCUACUUGAGGAGCAAAUAUCAAUCCAAAAAAAGAUGGAGGAAAAUGUGUCAAAAGUACUAGACACGCUUGUUAAACAACAAAGUGAACAAGUCCAAGGACAGUCCGAAACGAAUAGGUGGAAACUCCAUGAAAAUGAAAAAGAUAAAACCGAGGAGUGA
Messenger RNA from Rhagoletis zephyria (snowberry fruit fly), 1557 nucleotides. RefSeq lists its product as uncharacterized. NCBI's taxonomy places the organism in Eukaryota, Metazoa, Arthropoda, Insecta, Diptera, Tephritidae. The record is from RefSeq and is a predicted model, not a curated record.